AUGAUGCGUCUCUUUUCAGUCGUAUUGCUGGUUGUUGCCGCAUUUCUAGCGUGCGCCGCAGAGGAUACAACCUCGAUGAGGUUCACCCGCGGUUAUCUUGAUGAGAAAGACAGUGCUCCAGUUCAAAGGCUCUUGAGGGCCUACGACAACGGGAAUGACGAAGAGAGAGCUCCUAUUGGUAACGCCUUGAAUUCUAUUGUGACCAGUACAUCGAAGGCCAUCGACUCCGCUAAGCUGAAAGUGUUUUUGCUCAAGAAAAGUAGCGGGGACGUCGUCAUGAACAGCUUAAAGUUCGGGGACGAUGCGGCAGCUGCUCUAGAACAUUCUAAAAUGAAGACUUUGAAUACGUACGUCACGAAGUUUAACAAGAAGAAUCCGGACAAGGCGGUCGGGACCCUCACGACCCGCUACGGAGACGAUGCUUUGGCGAGAUAG
This is a messenger RNA of Phytophthora infestans T30-4, 435 nucleotides long. Its product is annotated as secreted RxLR effector peptide protein, putative. NCBI's taxonomy places the organism in Eukaryota, Oomycota, Peronosporomycetes, Peronosporales, Peronosporaceae. Bases 1 to 435 code for a protein of 144 amino acids. The transcript has a single exon. The record is from RefSeq and is a predicted model, not a curated record.